Molecule: messenger RNA, 584 nt
Organism: Paralichthys olivaceus (Japanese flounder)
Lineage: Eukaryota; Metazoa; Chordata; Actinopteri; Pleuronectiformes; Paralichthyidae
Source: RefSeq, a predicted model, not a curated record
UGUGCGCCUCCUGGCUGUGGGGGUGUCUGGUCGCGGACCCUCACACUCACGGACUCAGUGCGGGAGAAGCGGAGCAGAGCGCAGCGCUGCGCGUCGGACAGGAGGAGCUGGAUAAAGCGCACCAGCGGCACGGCGCAUGUAUCCGCUCAUUUUCUCCCCAUUCUUGGUUUCCGCUGCGUCUCGUCUCGUCUGUAUCGGAUGCUGGGUGCAAUCCAUCCCCGCGUCAACAACACACCUCUGACGGACAAACCAUGGACAGUCUAGGCAGCCGCUGUAAGAUCGUGGUGGUGGGGGACACGCAGUGUGGGAAGACCGCUCUCCUGCACGUUUUUGCCAAGGACUGUUAUCCAGAGAACUACGUCCCCACUGUGUUUGAAAACUACACGGCCAGCUUCGAGAUAGACAAGCAGCGGAUUGAGCUGAAUAUGUGGGACACGUCAGCCCCUUGGCAGGAUGACGACAUCGUUGCACCUGCUGUUCACAAGCCUGAAUGUCUGCACCAAGCUGAGAACCCUGAGCAUUGCUCUCGCUAUUUUGCCUUACCGGCCCAGGGCAAUAACUGACUAAACAAAACCGGUUUUGAU